AUGUCGAGCUCAUCUUACGGCGAGCUCAAUCCGUACGAGGAAGCUCGGCUAUACACCAACAACCAUGAUCGAGAACGCUAUGAAAACAUGGCGACACUCUUCAGUCUCAUUGUCACCCUUGACUACCUCGAACGUGCCUAUGUGCGCGAGUCGAUCUCGGAAAAGGAAUACGCACCAGCAUGCACUCGGCUGCUUGCACAGUACAAGACCAUGCUCAAACUCAUCGUCGAUCAGGAGAGGAACUCGUCCAGACCCAUCAACGACCUUGCCGACUUCAUGCGCAUCUACAAGAUGAACUACCUUGCAGCAGUGCAUCGUCUCAACGUCGGCGUACCAGCCACGGUGGAGCACGCAUCCUCCUCGUCCUCACAAACAUCGUCCGAAAGAGCCAAAUGGGUCGCUGAGACGACACAAAACUUUAUUACAUUUAUGGACGCUCUCAAGCUCAAGUUGCGGGCCAAGGACCAACUACAUCCCAUGCUCAGCGAACUCAUGCGCGGGUACAGCCGCAGCGAUGACGCAGGGAAGGACCAGGACGCUAGCGAUACGCGCGCAAAGCUGCUCAAGUGGCUCAUCACGCUCAACCAGAUGAAGGCGAGCGACGAGAUCGACGAAGAUCAAGCGCGUCAAAUGCUCUUUGAUGUCGAAGGCGCGUAUAACAGCUUCUUCCGCGCAUUACAGGACUAG
This is a messenger RNA of Sporisorium graminicola, 687 nucleotides long. RefSeq lists its product as uncharacterized. Gene Ontology annotation, cellular component: ESCRT I complex. The transcript has a single exon. NCBI's taxonomy places the organism in Eukaryota, Fungi, Basidiomycota, Ustilaginomycetes, Ustilaginales, Ustilaginaceae. Gene Ontology annotation, molecular function: protein-containing complex binding. The record is from RefSeq and is a predicted model, not a curated record. Bases 1 to 687 code for a protein of 228 amino acids. Gene Ontology annotation, biological process: protein transport to vacuole involved in ubiquitin-dependent protein catabolic process via the multivesicular body sorting pathway.